AUGUCAAGCUCGUACCUUCAAUUACUCACCGCCAUGUACGAAUGGCACAAGGAAUGUCCCCACGACAUCAAGAAGGACCUCGAGGCCUUCUUCAACUCCAAGGACUUUCUCGACCGCCCCAACGUAUUUUUCAAAGGAAUUGAGGACUCGAGCAAGAAGUGGGUAGCGCUGAUCGCGUUUUCAGGACUGGAGGAUACACACAAAAUGGUUUCGGAAAAGCUGCAGUUUGCAUUCACGCCCCUCUACGCAGCCAGGAACACAACCUUCUCACAAGUCAGCCCAGCACCGCGUCUGCCCUUGCCUGCAGCCUACAACAAGUUCAUCAAAGAUAUCACCAAGGCCAACAAGAUAGCCAAAUCUAAGGAACGUCUCCUUCAAUGGAAGGUGACCCUCGACCGUGCUACGGAUAUGGUCCUUCAAGCCCCCGGUGUCGCUGCAACAACUACUCCUUCUGCCGUCAUUGAUCUCACAGGGGAUAAUACCAAUGACGCCGAGUCAGUGGGCGCCAUCACCCCAACCACAGGAUUGUCGACUGCCACUCUGUCACCACAGGAUGGAGGGAUGUGGUUCAUUUCUGUCGAUAUUGAGUCGCACGAGUACAACCACGACCGGAUCUUGGAGAUUGGCUGGUCGAUCUGGGACUCGGGCGUGCACAAGUUCAUGGACAAGCACUAUGCAAUCUCGGACUACCGUCACCUCAAGAACGGAAAAUUUGUGGCAGAUAAGCGGGACAGGUUCAUGUUUGGCGAGACGGUAUGGGAGAACUUGCAGGGAUCAAUUGCGGCGUUUCAGCAGGAUCUGGAGAAGGCUGUGAGGCGGAAUGAGCAUGGCCGGUUUGUCUUGAUUGCCCAUGACAUGACGAGUGAUAUGAAGUAUCUCUCGGGCAUGGGUGUUACAUUCCCUGAAGGCAUCAUCCAGUUUGAUACUGUUGAGAUGAAUGCUGCUCGGGUGGGCGAUAGUAAUAUCAAGACGGGGCUUGGCAAGCUGUUGGAUGAGCUUGACAUUGAGAACUAUUGCCUCCACAACGCUGGAAACGACGCCCACUACACCUUAGAACUCUUCCUUUGGCUUGCACGCAACAAUGGCGCACAGCGGGCACAGGCAGCAUAG
Messenger RNA from Linnemannia hyalina, 1110 nucleotides. The record is from the annotation of a GenBank genome assembly. Lineage: Eukaryota; Fungi; Mortierellomycota; Mortierellomycetes; Mortierellales; Mortierellaceae.